Messenger RNA from Phascolarctos cinereus (koala), 3346 nucleotides. The record is from RefSeq and is a predicted model, not a curated record. NCBI's taxonomy places the organism in Eukaryota, Metazoa, Chordata, Mammalia, Diprotodontia, Phascolarctidae.
UUUGAGCCAGGAGGUAAUAGGGAGCUAUUGGAACUUCUUGAAUGAGGGAGCAGGGUGGUGAUGGUAUAUGACACAAUCAGGCCUUGGCAUUAGGAAAAUCACUUUGGCAGCUGUAUGGAAGUGGUAUUGGAGGGAGGAGAGACUUGAGGCAGAGACCAAUCAGAAAGCUAUUGCAAAAGUCUGGCCAUGAGGGUAUGAGGGACUGCACCCAAGUGACAACUGCGAGAAGAAAAGGGAUGGAGAGGAAAAAUAUUGGAGCAAGUCGGGAGUUGAGGAUGAUCCCCAGGUUAGGAGCCUGGGUGAUGAGGAGGAUGGUGAUGCUUUGGUCAGUAAUCAUUUAAGCCCUCUCAUCCCUUACUCUCUUCUCUCAGACCUUCCACCCUCAUUUUUGUCUCCUCUCCUUGCUUAGAUCUCAAGCCUUCGGUGGACCCCACUCCAGUCCAGAACUGAGUUUUAGCUGAGCCCCUUAUCUCACUUUGACCUUUGGUAAAGGUAUUUCAUCACUCCAGCCUUGAAUUUCCUUCUGAUUUCAAUACUUGCGAUCUGAGUUUGGUCGGUGUGGGUGGCUCUCUCCACCAUUGCAGACUGCAACCCUUCUGUGAUUUAGUAGAAAGCUGGUGUGGCUGAAAAAUCCAUCACCUGGUCUGUAUUCAGCCAGGUAAGAUGUCUCCCCUGAAGUAGUCCAGUCUUCAGACCACCACUGGAGCUCUACUUGGAGCCUUUCCAGCCUGGGGAGAGCUCAUGCCCCAAUGGCACAGCCUUCUUUUAGAGAGCCCAGCAUUCUUUGCAGGAAGACUUCAACAGAAGUUUCUGGGGUAGGAUAGGACUAAUAAUAACUGUUCUUUGUAGGGAGAUCGUGAUGAUCCAGCAAGGUCAGGGAAGAAAGGAGAACCCAAACCCUAAUCCUAAGUCCUCUCUCCUGAAUCCCCCAAUGCCCUAGUAGCUGGCCUUCCCUGUAUGAUCUUCCUUGCCUUCUUUUGCUAAUGCCUAUGCAUUCAUCCUUGGAUACUUCAAAGGACCUUGGGAAGCCCCUGUAACCCAAAAACCUGCCUUUGCAGAUCCCAGCCCCUCUACAAUUAGUGGCCAUUUGUCCCCACACAUGCUUCAUACCUGUAAGAAGAAUGUUUGGACCCGGUGGACUCUUUGCUGAUUUCCUGGUACCCUUGGACCACUGGGCAGCUCGCUGCUAUCUGUCAUCCUUACCCUCACCAAAUGGCCAGCCUGCCUCCUCUUCCCUCGCGCAUGUCUUCAACAAUGACUUUCAGCUCACUUUUUUACUUGCAAGUAACACGGUGACAUUUAUAGAGCAUCGACUGUAAGCCCUGCAGGGGUCUUGCAUCCAGUUCAAGACAGGCCCAUCGUGGUGGAGUGAUUUGUCCAAGGUCACAUGUGUUGCUUUAUUCAUUCAAUAAACAUUUAUGGAGCAUCUGCUAUUUGCACACCCACACACACACACCCCUUUUCCCUCUUCCUUUCCAGUCUUUCUUCUGCAUUUCCCUUCCUCGCCCACCUACAGUUUCCCCUCUUCAUUAUCUUUCCUCCACCCCGUUUUCCUCCUCCCCUCCCCCAGCGCCUCCUCUCCUGCUCAUCCCUCCCUCCAUCUGUCCCCCGCCUUCCCAGCACCCCAGCCCCGGAGGUCCCCACCGCUCGCUCUCCCUUCCCUCUGCCCCCUCCCGCCUCUGUCCUCGGUCCCCCGCCCCUUCGACUCCCUACUGGCCCGCCUGCAGCCGCCAGCCACCGCAGCGAGCGCUCGUUCGAGCCUUCCUCGGAACUGUCCGGACUGUCAGUGCGCAGCUCCGGCCGGCGGCUGCUCCUGGAGCCCGAGAGGGAUCGAGGGAUCGCGGGAUCGCAGAAUCGCGGGAUCACAGAGGGCUCAGGCACAGCCAGGCCCCACCUGGGUUCCACCACUCUAGCUACUUCACAUCAGGCACUUGGAUCCACUUGUCUUCCCUCCAGUGUGCAAAAGGAGAAACUGAGUCUGAAUAGACAGCUGCGAUUUGCUCCAGCUCCAUCCUCCCUGGAAUUUCUAAGUGACAGCAUCCCUCUUCAUCUGGGGCUGCACUGGAGAGGAGCAACAGGCCAUGUCACUGAUGACCACUGGGCUUCUGCUGAGCCUGCUUGGCCCUGUGGCCUGCUGGGCACUGGGUUCAGGUUCUGAGCUGCGCUCAGCCUUCUCCGUGGCCCGGACCACCAGCCUGGAGGGUACGACGGAGAUGGCAGUGACCUUUGACAAGGUCUAUGUCAACAUCGGAGGUGACUUUGACCCUGGGACAGGCCUGUUUCGCUGCCGAGUUCCAGGGGCCUACUACUUCUCCUUCACUGUGGGUAAAUACCCUCAGAAGAGCCUGUCAGUGAUGCUGGUGAGGAACAGGAAUGAGGUGCAGGCCCUGGCUUUUGAUGAACAGCAGCGGCCUGAGCGCAAGGCAGCCAGCCAGAGCGCCAUGCUGCAGCUGGACUAUGGGGACACGGUCUGGCUGCGCCUCCAUGGGGACCCCCAGUAUGCACUCUAUGGUUCAGCAGGGGGGCCCUGCACCACCUUCAGUGGCUACCUCAUCUAUCCAGACACCUCCUCCUACUUCCAUAGCCACCAGGGCCUCCCUGCCCAGCUGCCUGGAGCCCGGGCAGCAGAGCCUGAACCCGAUCCCCGCUCUGCCUUCUCCGCGGCCCGCUCUGAGAGCCUGGUAGGGAUUGAUGAAGCGCCUUCUGUCAGACACAGGCCACUCACCUUUGACACGGAAUUCGUCAACAUCGGAGGGGACUUCGAUGCCGCUUCAGGGAUCUUCCGCUGCCGCCUGCCUGGCGCCUACUACUUCUCCUUCACCAUCGGCAAGAUGCCUCACAAGAUGUUGUCAGUGAAGCUGAUGAAGAAUCGGGACGAGGUACAAGCCAUGAUCUACGACGACAGUCCCUCGAGGCGGCGGGAGAUGCAGAGCCAGAGUGUGAUGCUGGCCCUGAAACCUGGGGACACUGUCUGGCUCCACAGUCACCAGCAUGAGGGCUAUGGAGCCUACAGUAAUCACGGCAAGUACAUCACUUUCACUGGCUUCCUGGUCUACCCAGACAUCCCUCCAGGCCAAUUCAGCCCCCUGGACCCCUGAUCCAUUCUCCAAAGGGGGCCUGUGGAGACAGAAGACCCAACUGGGUAUGGGAGGGGGAGGGAUGCAUGCUGUGUAUACGUGUGUCUGUCUUUCGUGCCCCAGUGGGCUCAACUGACAUGUCUGUGUCACUGUGUCAGCAUGAAGGCUGGAAAUGCUGCAGGAGCCAUUCAGUGGGGAUGGGGUCUGCACUUGGGCCAAUAAAGCAGCAGGGCUCCAAAUGCCUCCAGCUGCCAAGAUCUGAGCUGGAA